This is a messenger RNA of Sitodiplosis mosellana (orange wheat blossom midge), 2173 nucleotides long. RefSeq lists its product as uncharacterized. The record is from RefSeq and is a predicted model, not a curated record. Gene Ontology annotation, molecular function: RNA uridylyltransferase activity. Bases 49 to 2010 code for a protein of 653 amino acids. The transcript has 10 exons. Lineage: Eukaryota; Metazoa; Arthropoda; Insecta; Diptera; Cecidomyiidae.
CCAAAAUUUGUUUGUUGUCAAAGAGAUUUUGUUUCCUUACAACCAAUAAUGAAUAAUCCGCAGAACGAAUCGGCAGCAUUGACAAUAAACAAGUCUUCAAACAAUACUGACAAAAAACAUGAGCAUAAAUCAAGGAAGCCACCACACAUUGAUACAAGAAAAUCACGAAAAAUUAAAAAUAAACCAAAAAUGGCGCAACAACAGGAUCCAAAUGUACGAAUUUUUGAACUUAUGCGGGAACAAGUCAAGAAGAGAUUGGAAUGUUGCGAACCUGGUCGAGAGCUCGAGGUUUUGCAAACAAGUUUGAUGCCAGACUAUCGAUCGUUAUGGCUUAAAUGUAUGGAGGUGAAAAACGAUCUUUUAUUCGCCCUACAACGUUUCUAUCCAUUUGUUAGACUAGAGGUAUUUGGUUCAACGGUUAUGGGAAUUGCUUUUAGGGAUAGCGAUUUUGACUUUUUCAUUGAGUUAUCUCGUCAACCUUUAAAUGCAAAACCAGCGGCAAUCAUUGGAAAAGCAAUGAAUAUUCUGAGAACAAGCGGACAAUUCACCAAUUUUCUGCCUAUUUCUCAUGCUCGUGUGCCCAUAUUGAAAUGUUACCACAUUAGAACGUCAAUGGCAGUGGAUAUCAAUUUUUCGGAUUCUUAUGGCAUUUUGAACAGUCCAAUCGUUGCUCGACUCCUGACGUUUGACAACCGAAUCUAUGUACUUUCUGUAAUCAUAAAAUUUUGGGGCAAAGUACAGAAUUGUGUUGGAAAAAAUCGAAUAUCAAAUUAUGCGAUUGUGUGGAUGUUGAUUUUCUAUUUGCAACAGCAGCAAGUGCUUCCCGCCAUCGCCGAAUUCCAACAUCGAGUUCACCCAUACCUGGUGAAUCACUAUAAUUUCGCAUUUGAUGACCGGUUGAAUAACCAAAAACGAUGUUCAGAGCUGCUCGGAACAUCCGAGCUGUUGCUGGGUUUUUUCAAAUUUUAUAGAAGCUUUGAUUUUGAGUCACACGUUAUUUGCCCAUUGUACGGCAGGGCUUUUCGCAAAGCUGACAUCAUGAUAUCCAACAAACUGCCCGAAUUUCGGAGAUAUCACGAUCUAUUGGCUAUGAACCAAAGCUUGUCACCGAUGCAAUUCAAUAAAUGCAUAUGCAUUCAGGAUCCCUUUGAAUCUAUUCUAGAAAUUACGCAUUCAAUUCCCGGCAUAAUUGCUAACCUAGAGUUCCAGAAGAUUGUAUGGAAAUUCGAAUAUGCGGCCGAAACAAUCGAAGCUGAACUGCAAACUGAAGGGGAGAGUACCAAAUUUACUGGAAAGUUAUUGAUGUUUCUUUUUGAUGCCGAAAAAUGCAAUCAAUGGCUGCAGCAGAAAAUGUCGAAAUGCCCAGUAAAUAAAACACGCUCACUACAAGAAACAACCGUUUUGAAACAACAAAGUUCAACAAGUGCAUGUUGCAAUGUUAUCACAAUAAAACCCACCGAAAAUCACCUAUCAAUGAUACGCGAGAUGUCAGUGAAAAAACGGGACGAUUCGAACGCGACGAAAAUCGACAACCGAACAAUUCAUCUAUCUUGGUCUGAAUUCGUAAUUGAGAGUGUCAUAUUAAUCUUGCGAGAUAUAUUUAUGCUGGAAAUGGAAAAAUUGUCAAUGAGUGAGACACCAUCAACAAGUGUGAAUAUGAAUGCAGAAUGCAGUGAUGACAAUGAAGCAUUCACGAAAGAAUUCAAUAUAACAGGUUCACGUGACGUUUUUCUAGGGCGAAAACAAACAAAAAAAAUAACGGUCAAUACGUUAAAUUUGGAAAAAUUGGAAUCACAAGAACGGUAUAAACAAUCCUUGGAAAUUCAGCUGAAAGCAGUCACUAAAAUACGAACAGAUAUCAACAACUUUGAUGAGGUUACGAUUGAAUUUCACGAUUUAAUUAAAACCAAAAAAAAUAAUUCAUUCAGAACUUUCUUCACAAAUUUCGAUCAAAACCUCAAUAACUUACUGAAAAUUUAUUUAGUGCACAAAUGUGGUACCAUAUUAUAACUGAGUGUAAACGUCAUGCAACGCAUACUGCAAAACCACACAAAAGAAGACUUUGGAUAAAAAACUUAAUCAAAAUACAGAAUGCAUUUGAAACACCUCUUUUUAGUGCAACCAAGUUUUGCCUGUACGCCAACGAAUAAACAGAUUUUUCUAUGAGAAUAAA